AUGGCAGAGAAAGCAUUGUGCUGACAACUCCGCAAAGCCGGCCCGCCGCCCGCCGGCCCCGGGACUAUAUAAAAGCCCGGGCGCUGCAGCAGGCAGACGUUACAUGGAAGACCCCGCCGCACAGACCGAGCUAGGUGAGUGUGGGCUCAGCUCGCAGCUCUUCCUCCCCCGUCUCCCAGCCUCCCUCCUUCUGCCGCUCUCCCGCACACGCGGACGGCCGGACAGGCCUUUCCUGCCUGGCUCCGUCUCCCUCCUGCCUUGCAAAGCCCGUGUCUGCCCGGGCUCUGGGUGCAUCCCACCGGCAGCUGCUUGGGCUUUCCCGGACCGUGACAACCCCAGCGGGACGGGCGUGAGAGCCAGGCACGACCGCCUGGCCCCCCCAGGCUGUCCCACCCCUGUAUCUGCCACAGCUCCUUCACCUUCAGUCUGGGCCGGACAACGGGAAGAGACACCCGUGACUGGGGGCAGACAACGUCCCUCCGGCCGUGGGCAGGGGCAGCGUGCCAGGGAGCCAGGCUGGGAAAGGCUAACCCCAUCCAGCUGGGGGUCUUUGCUAAUGAACCCAGCUGUUCUGCAGCCCACGAAGCCAGGAGAGUGCCACGGGGUCACCCGCAGUGGCCUCCCGCUGUGGAGGAUGCCGUCCAGCCGGCAUCCCCAGGCUGGGGGCUCAGCCAGCUGGACAGCAGGCCCCAGCCCCAGGGACUCGCCCGGUCAGGCAGGCAGGGGCUCUGGGCAGCUCCGUCCAGCCCUGCCUGCAGCCACGGGCUGGUGCAACAUGCCCGGCCGGGCUGAGCGGCACUGCCCUCCUCUGGGGACGUGUGGCAGCAUGCAGGAGUGAGCCUGGUGCACGGAUGCCCGCACGUGCAGGGCGCAGGCAGGCUCUCUCCUGCGGCCCGCUGGGUGACCGAGCCACACGUGUCCCUCUUCCUCCACUUCCAGACUCCACCCCAGUUGCCAGGAUGGCGCAGACGAACCCCCUGCCUGUCCCGACGGGCCCCUGGAAGAUCACCCUGUACGACCAGGAGAACUUCCAGGGCAAGCGCAUGGAGUUCACCACCUCCUGCGCCAACAUCAUGGAGUGCAGCUUCGACAACAUCCGCUCCCUGAAGGUGGACUGCGGCGCCUGGAUCGGCUACGAGCACACGGGCUUCUGCGGGCAGCAGUUCACCCUGGAGAGGGGCGAGUACCCCCGCUGGGAUGCCUGGAGCGGGAGCAACGCCUACCACGUCGAGCGCCUCAUGUCCUUCCGCCCCAUCUGCUCCGCGAACCACAAGGAGUCCAAGAUCACCCUCUUCGAGAAGGAGAACUUCCUGGGCCGGCAGUGGGAGAUCGGCGACGACUACCCCUCGCUGCAGGCCAUGGGCUGGGCCAACAACGAAGUGGGCUCCAUGAAGGUCCUGUGCGGCGCCUGGGCUUGCUACCAGUACCCUGGCUAUCGUGGCUACCAGUACAUCCUGGAGUCCGACCACCACGGAGGAGACUACAAGCACUGGAGAGAGUGGGGCUCCCACGCCCAGACCUUCCAGAUCCAGUCCCUCCGCCGCAUCCAGCAGUAGGCAGCCGUGCCCGCGGGCGCCCUGCUUCCCUCCCGCCGGGCCAGCCUCUUGCGCCGGCCCCCUUGGUGCUAACACCCCCCCCGACCACGUAACCAGCACACCGAACCGAUUGCUGUACUCUAGCGCGACGGCUUCGGGGCCCUCCCAGCCGCCAAUAAAGGUGCCUGAA
Messenger RNA from Alligator sinensis (Chinese alligator), 1725 nucleotides. RefSeq names its product crystallin beta A1 (gene CRYBA1). Gene Ontology annotation, molecular function: structural constituent of eye lens. Bases 852 to 1556 code for a protein of 234 amino acids. The transcript has 5 exons. NCBI's taxonomy places the organism in Eukaryota, Metazoa, Chordata, Crocodylia, Alligatoridae. The record is from RefSeq and is a predicted model, not a curated record. Gene Ontology annotation, biological process: lens development in camera-type eye; visual perception.